This is a messenger RNA of Mustela erminea (ermine), 1906 nucleotides long. It is a transcript of the gene PUSL1, whose product is annotated as pseudouridine synthase like 1. Lineage: Eukaryota; Metazoa; Chordata; Mammalia; Carnivora; Mustelidae. The coding region runs from base 12 to 1886 and encodes 624 amino acids. The record is from RefSeq and is a predicted model, not a curated record. Gene Ontology annotation, molecular function: pseudouridine synthase activity; RNA binding. Gene Ontology annotation, biological process: tRNA pseudouridine synthesis. The transcript has 9 exons.
GAGCGUCUCCAAUGUUCACCGCCCGCGCGCGCCUCCCGCUGUCACGGCCGGGGAGCGUCGCCAAACGCCGCUGCCUGCGGCUCGGCCACGCCUGGCUCCGGCCGGGACGCCCCGUCGUCCCGCCCUUUAGUUCCCAGGCCACCGCGGGCGGGGAAGGAAGUCGGACGCAGCGACAGCCGGACUGUCCGAGGGGCGCGGGGAGGGCGGGACUGCUCGCGCCAGCGGUGCGGCCGUGGCGCAACUCGGGGCAUUUGCAAAAAACCGCUUGCGCGGAACGUGGGGACGGACCCGCUCCGGGGCAGCAGGGCGGGGGUGAGCGGGCGAGAGGACGGACGGAGGCGUGCACGCCCACGGGAGCCCCUCCUGGGCGCCGCGGUCAGAAUCCGGCCCACGCGCUCUUCCGCGACUCUGCACUUUGCACCCACUCCCUUAGUUCGGCCCCGCCCCCGCUCCCACCCCUAGAGGCCAGAGGGCGGCUGAGGGCCGGACCGCCGAGACGGACAAGCGCGAAGGCGCAGGCGCGGGCGCGGGCGUGGCCACACUGCUUGCCCGCGCGCGCACGCGUGAGCGCUGGGCGCACGUGCGACCCCGCGGAGCCUGGGCCUGCUGAGUCUGGCCGCGCUCCGCGGACUCCCGCCAUGGGCGCUGCAGCAGGCUCGGGGACGGCGCGCUACCUCGUGUACUUCCAGUACUUGGGCACGGAAUUUAACGGGGUCGCGGCCGUCAGGGGCUCCCAGCGCGCCGUCGGGGUCCAGAACUACCUGGAGGCUGCUCCGUCCCCGCAGGAGGCUGCAAAGCGGCUGAAUUCGGUGGUGCCGGUCAAGUUCACUAUCUCCAGCCGCACAGAUGCCGGGGUCCACGCCCUGUGCAACGCGGCUCACCUGGACGUCCAGCGCCGCUCAGGCCAACCCCCCUUCUCCCCAGAGGUCCUGGCAGAGGCUCUCAACGCCCACCUGAGGCACCCGGCCAUACGGGUACUGCAAGCUUUCCGAGUACCCGGGGACUUCCAUGCCCGCCAUGCGGCCACAUCCCGGACCUACCUGUACCGUCUGGUCACUGGCUGCCACCGGCAUGACCACCUGUCCGUGUUUGAGCGGAACCGGUGCUGGGCACUGCAGGCAGACUGCUUGGAUGUGGACGCCAUGCAGGAGGCCGCCCAGCACCUCCUGGGGACGCAUGACUUCAGUGCCUUCCAGUCAGCGGGCAGCCCCGCCACAAGCUCGGUGCGCACGCUGCGUCGGGCCUCCGUGGCCCCUGACCCAGGCAGCCCCUUCAUCCUCCCCCAGGAGAACAGGUUGCAGUUCUGGAACCUGGAGUUUGAGGCCCAAUCCUUCCUGUACAAGCAGGUUCGGAGAAUGACAGCUGUGUUGGUGGCUGUGGGGCUGGGGACUUUGAUGCCUGCUCAGGUGAAGGUGAUCCUGGAAAGCCGGGACCCUCUGGGCAGGCACCAGGCACGUGUGGCCCCGGCCCAUGGCUUAUUCCUCAAGUCCGUGCUAUACAGGAGCCUUGGUGGGAAUCCAGCCUCUGUUCAGCAGGAAAGUGAGGAAGCCCCAGGUUGGCCAAAGAAUCCCCACCUGGAGACCGGAAGCCCAAAAGCAAGAGGCCUGGAGGCUUGCCGCAAGGAAGCCACAGAUAACCCGCAGAUUUCGCGGCUGAGGUCAGGACGGCCAGGACACACAGCCCUGCAGCCGGCCCUUGCCCCGCUCUGCAUGCCACAUGGGCCUCCGGCACCCCCACCUUCCUGGGCACCCCGGGCUGCUAUGGGUGAACUGCAGGCAAAAGGUUUGCGCAUCAAGAAGGGCACAGCCACGCAGCCACUGGUUCCGUUUUUACUGGAAAUGAACACCUCAGGAGUGUCCCUCCACCCGCUGGGGGCUCAGGAAUAGAAAUAAAGAAUAGAAAUCAA